AAAUAUGACUGCCAAUACAUAUAAAUUAGUUAUGCUUGGAGGAGGUGCUGUUGGAAAAUCUGCUAUAACUGUUCAAUUAGUAUCAGGACAUUUUGUUCAAAUUUAUGAUCCAACUAUUGAAGACUCUUAUAGAACAUCUAUUUCUGUUGAUGGAGAAAUGGUUUCACUUGAUAUUUUGGAUACUGCAGGUCAAGAAGAAUAUUCUGCUUUAAGAGAUCAAUACAUGCGAUCAGGUGAUGGAUAUGUUAUUGUAUAUUCCAUUACAUCAACCACAUCUUUCUUAGAAGCCAAUGGAUUUAGAGAACAAUUAUAUCGUGUUCUUGAUAAAGAUGUAUCAGAACAUGUUUCAAUUGCUCUUUGUGGAAAUAAAUGCGAUUUAGAAAGUGAAAGACAAGUCCAAACUAAUGAAGCUAAAAACUUAGCUGAACAAUGGAAAGUGUUAUUCUUUGAAACUUCUGCUAAAGCUAAAAUUAAUAUUACUGAAACUUUCCAAGCUUUAGUUAAAGACAUCAAAGCAAAUAGAGCAGCCACAGAACCUUCUGCCACAACUGCAGAGGCUAAUGAUUCAAAAGGAAAGAAGGAUAAAAAAGAAAAGAAAGAAAAGAAAUGCAUAAUGUUCUAAAAACUUAGUUCUCUCAUCUUCUGUAGAUGAGUUUUUAUAAUAACUCUUUAAAGUUUUUUAUAUCUUAUUGUUGUUGUUUUAGAAUUAGAUAAAUGAAAGAAUAGAGAAUUCUUGCUUUACUGACCAAAACAUCAAAGUGAAUUUAUAGAUUUUA
Messenger RNA from Entamoeba histolytica HM-1:IMSS, 776 nucleotides. Its product is annotated as Ras family GTPase. Gene Ontology annotation, biological process: Ras protein signal transduction. Bases 5 to 622 code for a protein of 205 amino acids. Gene Ontology annotation, molecular function: GDP binding; GTP binding; GTPase activity. Gene Ontology annotation, cellular component: plasma membrane. The record is from RefSeq and is a predicted model, not a curated record. The transcript has a single exon. NCBI's taxonomy places the organism in Eukaryota, Evosea, Mastigamoebida, Endamoebidae.